AUGCUCUUUGGAGAAAUUCCAACUUCUCUUGGCAACUUGAUGGAACUUGAGUUCUUGCACCUGAAUAACAAUAGUCUAAAAGGGCAUCUUCCAUCGUCACUACAAAACUGCAAGCAACUGGUAAUGGUCGAUCUUGGUUAUAACAAUUUCUCUGGAAAUAUACCUUUGUGGAUUGGACAAAGUUGGCAGCAGUUGCGUAUUCUUCUAUUGCGCUCAAAUAUGUUUAAUGGCAAUAUUGAUCCACAACUUGAGCAUUUGAAGGAUCUACAAAUUGUUGACCUUGCAAAUAACAAGUUAUCAAGGCCAAUACCGCAUUCAUUUGGCAAUUUCAUGGCAAUGAUUUCAACAUCAGCAACAGAACUGCCAUUUUAUUUUUUAUUCAAUACCAUAGACAUUAGAGGCUCGUAUACGGAAAGUGACAAAGCAACUUUAGUUACAAAAGGAGAUCAACUUACCUUUUCAUCUAUUCUUUAUCUUGUGAAGAGUAUUGACCUUUCCAACAAUGAAUUGACAAAUGAGAUUCCUGAAGAAUUAGGAUAUCUUGCUGGACUCCACACUUUGAAUUUAUCAAGAAACUACUUCAAAGGCAAGAUUCCAAAUACCAUCGGUAGAAUGAGUUCAUUGGAAACUCUAGAUUUGUCAUUUAAUAAUUUAUCAGGGGUUAUUCCUCAAGCUUUGUCACAAUUAAGUUCUCUGAGCCAUUUGAACUUAUCUCACAACAAUCUAUCUGAAAACAUUCCGUUCGGAAAUCAACUUCAAACGCUAGAUGAUGCAUCCAUUUAUAUUCACAAUCCUUAUCUUUGUGGAGACUUACUAAACAAGAGUUGCUUUCAUGGGAAUAAUAUCACAGUGUCAAGUGAUGAACAUGCAAUGUUGUCCUCGAUGCUAACAACCUGUCUCAUCGGUGCACUUGGAUAUUUUGUUGGAUUGUGGAGUGUGUUUGUUCUUCUAUUAUUUAAGAAAAAAUGGAGGUACUCUUACUUUAAGAAGGUCGAUGAAAUUUAUGAUAAAAUAUACGUGACAAUCAAGAUAAGAGUGAAUAGAAUAGUGAGUGAUCAGGUUUGUUAG
This is a messenger RNA of Zingiber officinale, 1068 nucleotides long. Its product is annotated as receptor-like protein EIX2. Lineage: Eukaryota; Viridiplantae; Streptophyta; Magnoliopsida; Zingiberales; Zingiberaceae. The record is from RefSeq and is a predicted model, not a curated record. Gene Ontology annotation, molecular function: protein binding. The transcript has a single exon. Bases 1 to 1068 code for a protein of 355 amino acids.